This is a messenger RNA of Echinococcus granulosus, 4227 nucleotides long. RefSeq names its product Mediator of RNA polymerase II transcription subunit. Lineage: Eukaryota; Metazoa; Platyhelminthes; Cestoda; Cyclophyllidea; Taeniidae. The record is from RefSeq and is a predicted model, not a curated record. Gene Ontology annotation, cellular component: mediator complex; core mediator complex. Gene Ontology annotation, molecular function: transcription coregulator activity. The transcript is spliced from 18 exons. The coding region runs from base 1 to 4227 and encodes 1408 amino acids. Gene Ontology annotation, biological process: regulation of transcription by RNA polymerase II.
AUGUCCGUCGGUGGUCUCGUGACUCCUCGGCCUAGGCCGGUGCAGUUAUCUCUUCUGAUAGAAUUUAUGUGCCAGAAAACCUACACAGAUUUGAUGCACUUGGUUGACCUUCUGCCAAGCAAAACAGACCUCGAGAAGAAAAUCGAGCUGGCUAAGUUCUUCAGUCGAACGAGGAAUCUGUUUAUUCGACUGGAAGCACUUACAAAAUGGGCUAAUACUUCUUCGAAAGUGGAUAAGUGUGAGAAAAUUUCAAAUUUCCUCGAGGAACAGAGUAUGCUUCUUCUUGAUACCGCCAACAUCUUAUCUUUUCUCCACCAAAAUCAUCUUAUUUCUGCUCGCUUGCCUCCCUUUGCCAUGCUGCUGGCAAUCGAUAUUUUUGUUAAUAAAACAUACACACGUCUACCAAAAGCAAUUAAAGCUCGAUUCACUCCUCCAGAACCCAUAUCUAAUGAGGAAAUUAGAAUGGGAUUGCCGGAUUUGAACAGGAUAAUAAAGUACCGACUUAGUGUGUCCUCAUGUCCGAGGCGUUUUACUAACAUUGCCAUCGCCAGUGGACCACUUAUUCAUCCACAACAGACCCGUUUCUUGUUGCAACAUGCUCAAUCCCGUAUUCUUGAUUCACGUUUUGACAGGCGUCCUCCUCUCACCCAUCUCUAUGACAUGCUUCCUGUGGGGGAUUUAAAAAGUUUGUAUAGUCGUGCUUAUAACUGGCACAAGGAUCUUUUUCUUACUUUAACAGACGCUUUUGCAAUGUCUCUGCAAUUGGACGUACUCUUUGAGCAGGCCCAGCGUUUGCGAUCCCGACGUCCAACAGACCCAUUUAGUAUCGAAGACUAUCGACCGGGGCAGCUACUCAAGGUUGUCUACUGGCGUGGAUUGUCUAAUUGCAACUACCAGGCAGUAAUGGGUCCUGACGGUAAAAUGCGACCGACCAUUUACUCAAUCACCAUUCACGUGAAUCCAUUGGAACCUCAGCGGCCUCUCUCUGUGACUCAUCAUCCCGAAUUAAACACUAUCGACGAGCACAAAAUCGGCUCCUUUGUUAAGGGUGGUUGUCUCUCAAUUGAGAAUCUCUUAACUCGCACAAUCAUAGUCCGAGCUGAACGCAUGCUUACGGAGAUUAGACAUGAACUCCUGCCCCUUUCUCCGGGCCCAAUAUCCAUUGGGGAAGUACCGCUCUCUCUCUCCGUACCCGUGCUCUGGCCCUGCCACCCUCACGAAAUCCUCCAACUCCGCAUCAAUGCAGCACAGGGUCAAAUUCGUGCCUCGUUUCCUUCUUCUGAUCCUGUCCGCAGCGCUCCCCUCCUUCGUGAUCUUGAAAUGGCCUUUAACCGUCCCUCAGCACGUCGAGUCACCCUGGAUCGCACCUCCACUAUUGACUGUCGUGCGGGCAGUCGCGGGAUGCGAAGCCUUGUUGGAGAUGAUACGCGUUGGCAGGCGAGAUUGGUGGAGAUAUUUUCACGUCUUCGUUGCCUACUUGGUCAAUGGAGGGUUGGGUGGGCGAAUAGAGGGCGCUUUAUACGAUAUUCGUUACCACUAUCUGUCCCCCCACCCUCUUCCACCGCUGCUCAACCGGGCUACGUAGAGGUGCUAGAACGAGCAAGACAGGACCGUGUCGCUCUGGUGUUCAUUAAACUAUUUCCCAAUGAUGAGCACUACCUUCUGUGUGAACUGGCACCGACGGAUGCACUAACAGUGGGGUAUCGACACUACCUCCUCAAGUGUGUCUCCGUGCCUAUUACGGUCACGGAUCUUCACGUGGCACCGGGAGGGCGGUGGUUGACGCACAACCCGGAACAGUCAGUAUUAGAGAGUGCUGGAGUUCUCGCACCACCGGGAGUGGCUCUGAGGAUAACCCACUUUAUGCCGUUAAUUGGGGAGGAGGCCUCUGGCGAUUUGACUGGAAACGCGGUCUACUCGUCUCUGAUUUUGCAGCCAUCACUGGCAGAACUGCGUGAAGCUGCAGCUCAGGUCCAGCGUAAUCGAGUGUGUCGGCGUUUGAAACGAGUCCGUGCUCUCUUUGAACACCUCUCGAGGGACGAUGAAGGCGGUUUGGCAAGCGAAGCUAAGCGCCGGUGCAUAGAUCGCCUGCCACCAAACGAUAGAGCGAUGCUCCUGUCUGCCACCUCUGACUGUUCCGCCGCUACGUCUCCCUCCACCGUGCUGAUGCCAGAUCUGUCUCGGCUCCUUGCCGCUCUGGAAGAUGAUGUAAUUGUUAAUGAGCUCAAUGCGAAGCUGGCAGAGCACGGGAUCACUCACGACGGCGUUAUUAAUAAUGCUCAAAGUGACAUCCUGACUAUCGCUAUUCGAAGCAUUCCCACCAAGAGCCUUCCAGCCUGGGCACGCCCUGGUAUCGCUCUCCUCCACCGCUAUGCCCGACGCGUAAUAAUAAUCAGCUCCUCUCGUCUUUCGCCCUCCACUUCUUCCUCCGCCACAUCCACCUCUGCUUCUAUGCGCUGCUGGCGUCUUACCAUUGCCUUCUCCAAUCUCCCAGGCAACGCCAAUGGCGGCGAACUGCUCCACCAAUCACCUACAUCGCAGGUCAACAGUUUGUCCGACUUAAACACCUUUCUCCUUACUGUGAUAACCGAAUGGGAGGCCCUCUGUUGCUUAUUUGCUAUCUGCGGACCGGUUAUUGAGAAUCCUGCUUGCCUACCACCUGAUGUGCGGCUGAAUGCCUUUGACGCAAGGAGUUUGAUUCUGGCUUAUGGACCGGGUCAACAUUACUUGGCCGAAUUGUCUGUAGAUCCCCGCCAGAAUUGCUGCCUUCGUCUCGGUGUCCAUCCGGGUCCCGUCACUUUGAAGCAUGGUGACGAUGUUGACGACGCAUUGCAGCAGCAAUGGCGCCGACAAAGGCAACGGGACCUUUUCGAGAAUCCGCAUUGUGUUGUGCGUGAGCAUCUGGAGUUCCUGGUUGAGAGCCAGAAGUCUCUUUUACCAGUGUGUUCGGUCUUGUCCUCUACACUGGACUUCGUAAUGUCUAUGGAAGUCCUGCGGAAACCCACCAUAAUGACCAAUUCCAUAAAGUCGUCAGCAAUUGUGAAAUCAGCCCGCCCCAUCCGGAGUAUGUCUCUGAUGGCGCUCUCCUGUUUCGACCUGCAACUUGCUUAUCGUGGCACACUGUGCUUGCGUUUUAAGCUGAAGACUGGUCACGACGCAACUGUCCACAUCUAUGAUGGCUGCCACCAUCAAGAAGUUGGUGGUGCACCACCACAGAGUCGUGGUGGUGGAAUUUCUAGCGAAAUUUACCCCGUGCAAGGCUUUGUACCACUUCCUGCGUUCCAGCUCUUUUUGGAGUCAAUGCAAAAGGCCUUCAAGAUGGAGGGUGGAGACGAGAAACCUUCCGGCGGUUUCACCGUGUCCCAGUUGGAUCGAAUGCUUCGGCCAUCGGGAGGGGGCACCAACGGGCCUGUCAGUCCCUCAGCUCUCGAGUGCUACCUCUCCGCCAGCUUGACUUUCCAUGCUGCUUUCCAGGCGGUGAAUGCGCAUCGUUGGCAAGUUCCCUCUGCUCCUGCUAUCGAGGUAGGGGAAUUCGUUGCCAAAGCACCUGACUCGGGGCUAGAGGUGAGGUUGAAGAUGGAGGAGGAGGAGGCGACGACGGUGGAGGGUGUUCCACGCUGGCGUCUCGUCCUGAGAGUCACGCCAGAUCCUGUGUCGUGCCCGGCAGAAGGAGCUGCAGAAUUGGGUGCUAGGAUUGAGGAGUUCUUCCGCCGAAGGGUAUGUUUAGUCUCACCGCAAGCAGCAGCUAUCACCUCUUUCUUCCGUCUCCUCUCCCUUCCCGGUGCAACCCUCUUUGAUCUCGUCACUAACGUCUUUGCGUGGGAUUUGGACUCCACAAGCGGUGGCAACAAUGGUCUUUCUAUUCUCCGCGUUGGUCUCGUUUCCCUUGCUACUCCAGCCGCCCCCGAGCCCUCCGUCGUUCUUCGUUCGCCCAGCUAUCUCGCCAUGCAAAUCAUCAUUCCCCGCGCACCCGCUUUCAACGAGCAGUCCUCGUCUUCGGGUUUGUUGCGUGCCUCCGGUGUGGAAGUAGUCGGCUUGACGUAUGACUGGUCAAAGAACCAUGUGGUAAUUGUGGCGUCGAAGAGGUUUCAGGGUCUGGACGAAGUAAUUAAUCAACGCUUCAAGACUACACGAGCUUGCACGCUGGUACAACUCAUCUCGCAUAUGCGCAAGAAUCCGCUUCAACAGGGAAUGCCGUUGCAGCAGCAGAUGCAGGUGCAGCAAUGA